This is a messenger RNA of Microthlaspi erraticum, 1188 nucleotides long. The record is from the annotation of a GenBank genome assembly. NCBI's taxonomy places the organism in Eukaryota, Viridiplantae, Streptophyta, Magnoliopsida, Brassicales, Brassicaceae.
AUGGGUUGGCGAUACAAAGCUGGUCUGUUCUUGAUUGGUACCGUUGUUGUCAUUUGGGUCACCUCUGCAGAAGUUACUCAGGAUAUCUUCACAGCCUACAAGCAGCCAUUUGCAGUCACAUAUCUCGGAGCUUCUCUUAUGAUAAUCUACCUUCCCGUAGCGUUCCUCAAAGACUGGAUUUGCCGAUAUUUGGAGCAGCGACGAUCUCUAACAAGCCUUAAAGUUUCCGCAUUGGGCAAUGAGUCCUCCUCGGCUGAGAUCAACUCUCCGCUUAGACACAAGAUCAUUGAGAUGGGACUUCAGGGGACCAUCACUAAGAAAGACAGCGAGGAGGACUUUUCUUCACACGGAGAAGAUGCGAGACCGUUGAUCGGUAAAGGGAAAGAGGAAACACAGGCUCUGAAACAUGGGAGAGAGGUCAGUACGAAGCAGAUUGCAAUGUAUGGGCUUUACCUGGCACCGAUUUGGUUUGUAACAGAGUAUUUGUCCAAUGCUGCUCUUGCGCGUACAAGCGUGGCAAGCACUACCGUGUUGUCUUCAACCUCAGGACUGUUUACUCUCUUCAUUGGUGCGUUUUUGGGCCAAGAUACGUUGAAUUUGUCCAAAGUGGUUGCUGUGUUUGUGAGCAUGGCCGGUGUGGUGAUGACAACGCUUGGCAAAACUUGGGCUGCUGACGAGUCGCAGUUGAAUUCUUCACUCAACGGGCAACGGUCCCUUACGGGAGAUCUCUUUGGGCUUCUCUCUGCAGUCUCUUACGGACUAUUUACAGUGCUUCUAAAGAAGUUUGCCGGUGAAGAAGGAGAAGGAGUUGAUGUGCAGAAGCUGUUUGGAUACAUAGGAUUGUUCACUCUUGUUGCUCUCUGGUGGCUUGUGUGGCCAUUGACAGCAUUAGGGAUCGAACCAAAGUUUACCAUACCGCACUCUGCCAAAGUUGAUGAAGUCGUUUUGGCCAACGGUUUCGUUGGAAGUGUCCUCUCUGACUAUUUUUGGGCACUUUCUGUGGUGUGGACGACUCCGCUAGUAGCGACACUGGGCAUGUCUCUGACGAUUCCACUUGCGAUGGUUGCUGACAUGAUGAUCCAUGGUCGUCACUAUUCCGCCAUUUACAUUCUUGGCUCUACUCAGGUGUUUGCGGGAUUCGUAAUAGCUAACAUAUCGGACUUGUUCACAAAGAAGCUUGGUUUGUAA